Molecule: messenger RNA, 720 nt
Organism: Dichomitus squalens LYAD-421 SS1
Lineage: Eukaryota; Fungi; Basidiomycota; Agaricomycetes; Polyporales; Polyporaceae
Exons: 2
Coding region: 1-720 (239 amino acids)
Source: RefSeq, a predicted model, not a curated record
AUGCUCUCUGCCGCCCUCAGGAAGGAAACACAGAGUCUGGCCGCAUGUACGCUCCGCUGUCGUGCGCGUCCGUGCCAAGACCUCGCCCGGCGCGCUCUCACGUCGUCCGCACCCUCGUCUUCCUCCAUUUCGCCCUCAUCAAGCGCGUCUCCUGUCUCCUCGUCGGCUCUGCCAUGGUUCAUGGACCCUUCAGAUGACCCCGCGCUUCCGUCUUCGUACGCCCGUCGUGUCGGUCUCGCACAGGCACCCACACGACCGUUACCUCCCCUUCCCGCGGAUCUGCCGUCUGACCAUCCCAUCGUGCGGUUGCACGCGGAGCUGAAGAGCUCGCCUCACCUGGAGCCGGGCACCCUGCUAGUCCGAAGCCCUAUACCUACCGCGGUUGGUCCUCCGCUACCGGAGUCCAUGCCGAAGGGCAGGCGGAAGAGGGGCAGGACGUAUGUCGGCGAGGGCGUGGCAGAGAACAUGGGCGGCAUCUGGGAAUGGCUCGUCAUCGCUCAAGUGAAGGACGGCACGGAGAACCGCGGGGCGAUCGAGUCGGUCAUCAGGGUUGUGAGGAAAGCGCUCCUUACCUGUGACUCGCCUGUCCCUCUUCCGCCGAACAACAAGCGACGAGCCAACGGCAGCUGGGCUAUGAUCGACGCUGGUGACUUCGCGGUGCACAUCCUGAGCAGAGAGGCUAGAGAAAAGUACUUCCCUGAUCGUCGGGAGUUCUCGUGA